UUUCCCAUCUUUACGCUAAAUUUGCGGCUAACCUAUGCUUGAUUGAAGGAAAAUGAUGUUGAUGCUGAGAAAGAUAUGAAAAUAGAGGGAGAAACAAGUAGGGAGAGAGAGAGAAGAAGAAGAAGAAAGAUUCAAACAAAAUCUUCUUUCUUUUUCCUCUUCUUUUUCAUGUCUUGGGCUUUUCUUUUCUCUCAAAUUUAAUGUAUUUUAUCCGUUGUAAUGGGAAUAGCCAUAAAUUUUUUUAUAUUGAACACAGUUCAUAUGUAAUUUGUAAGAUAGAUCCUACCAUACAGCGAUUCAGAAAGGUUUUUGAUUUCUCAUUAUAUAAGUUGGAGAAGGCCUUGCUUUUUGUUGCAGAAAACAGUUAGCUGCUCAAAUCAAUUAUGGCACCAAGCAAAAUUAGAAGAGCUCUUGGUGCAGUGAAAGACCAAACUAGCAUUGGCUUGGCAAAAGUUGGCAACAGUGCUUCAUUAUCAGACCUAGAUGUUGCCAUUGUAAAAGCAACAAGGCAUGAAGAACAUCCAGCAGAGGAAAGGCACAUUAGAGAAAUCCUGUGCUUAACAUCAUAUUCACGAGUUUAUAUAAGUGCAUGUGUAAAUACCUUAUCAAGGCGAUUGAACAAGACCAAGAACUGGAUAGUGGCUUUGAAAACACUCGUACUGAUUCAAAGACUGUUGACAGACGGUGAUCCAGCAUAUGAACAAGAGAUUUUCUUCGCAACAAGGCGUGGGACUCGGCUGCUGAACAUGUCUGAUUUUUGCGAUGGUUCAAAGUCCAAUUCGUGGGACUACUCGGCAUUUGUUCGUACUUAUGCGUUAUAUCUUGAUGAAAGGCUUGAGUUCAGGAUGCAAGGACGUCGAGGGAAGCGAAGUGCAUUUGGAAUUGAAGAAGAUGAAGAAGCGGCUGCUGAAAAAGCAUCACGUGUGAGAUCCACACCUGUUCGUGAGAUGAAGAUUGAGAGUAUAUUUUCUAGGAUUCACCAUUUGCAACAGCUUCUUGAGCGCUUUUUGGCUUGCCGUCCCACAGGUACAGCAAAAUAUCAUAGAGUUAUAAUGGUUGCUCUUUAUGCUAUAAUCAAAGAAAGUUUCCAAUUAUAUUACGAUAUAACGGAAAUUUUGGGUAUUUUAAUUGAUCGUUUCAUGGAGCUAGAAAUUGUCGACUCUAUCAAAGUUUAUGAUAUAUUUUCUCGUACCUCAAAGCAAUUUGAUGAACUUGACAAUUUUUAUGGAUGGAGUAAGACUGUUGGCAUUGGACGCUGCUCAGAGUACCCUGAAGUUGAGAAAAUUACACGGAAAAAGCUUGACCUCAUGGAUGAGUUUGUGCGAGAUAAGUCUGCAUUAGCACAAACCAGACAAGUUUUAGUUUAUGAACAAAAGAGUGAAAUUGAAGAAGAAUAUAAAGAACCUAUACGAGAAAAUGAAGAUGACAUGAAUGCAAUGAAAGCACUACCGCCACCAGAGAGUUGCACUCAAGAGGUCAUAACAGAAGUAGUUGAAGAAGAAGCAAAGAAAGAUGAUAAGCAAGAAAAGAAUAUAGAAGAGGUUGAUUUAUUGAACUUAGGUGGAGAAGAUGCAGUGUCUAUGGAGGAAUAUGGAAACCAAUUAGCUCUAGCUUUAUUUGAUGGUUGCCCACAACCGCAGGCUACAACUGAUACAACAUGGGAUGGUUUUUAUGAUAAUACAACAGAUUGGGAGACAGCUCUGGUUCAAUCAGCAAGUAAGCUAUCUAAUCAGCAGAAAACUCUUGCUGGUGGUUUUGAUAUGAUGUUGCUUGAUGGAAUGUAUCAACAAGGGGCAGCAAAUGCAACAAUGUCGAGUGUAGGUUAUGCAGCUACUGGGAGUGCAAGUAGUGUUGCCCUUGGUUCAACUGGAAGGCCUGAAAUGUUAACAUUGCCAGCUCCAUCAACAACAGAAGCUAAUAAUACAAUUACAUUACAUAAUACAGACCCUUUUGCAGCUUCAUUAACUGUUGCUCCACCACCAUAUGUGCAAAUGUCAGAAUUGGAGAAGAAGCAAAAGUUAUUGGUGGAGGAGCAACUAAUGUGGCAGCAAUAUGCAAGGGAUGGGAUGCAAGGACAACUUGGCCUAACAAAGCUACAACCAAAUUCUUACAAUAUGGGAGAUUAUACAAGUAGAUAUUGAUGGUGCAGUUAUAGGGGGGUUCAUUUGCUUUAGUCAAUUCCUUUUAUUACUGAGGUGACUUUUGUAAUUAAAAGAUUUCAAAAUUUAAUUAGUUAAAUGUUCUACAAUA
This is a messenger RNA of Jatropha curcas, 2250 nucleotides long. The record is from RefSeq and is a predicted model, not a curated record. Lineage: Eukaryota; Viridiplantae; Streptophyta; Magnoliopsida; Malpighiales; Euphorbiaceae.